AUGCAGAAUUUUAAAAAUGAUCAAUGGCCAGUGGCAAGUUCUGAAGGAUUAGAGGGAGAGAUAGCGACAAUCGCAACUUGCAACGGAAAAGCACCAAAGAGGCAACCGCGGAAGGGAAAGCCGCCCAGAGGGAGUCUUGAAGAAGGUUACCGACGACAUAUUCUUGACCGAUCAACUAACUUUGGGAUUGAGGAUUGCAAGGCUUUAGCUCUGCUCAAGGAGCCUUAUGCGCCACUGCAAGUGUUUCCGGAUCAGAUACAUGUGAUGCCUCUAAUACACUUCAGAGAACCGGACACGUGA
Molecule: messenger RNA, 300 nt
Organism: Plasmopara halstedii
Lineage: Eukaryota; Oomycota; Peronosporomycetes; Peronosporales; Peronosporaceae
Exons: 2
Coding region: 1-300 (99 amino acids)
Source: RefSeq, a predicted model, not a curated record